Messenger RNA from Eimeria necatrix, 3709 nucleotides. RefSeq lists its product as hypothetical. The transcript is spliced from 10 exons. The record is from RefSeq and is a predicted model, not a curated record. Gene Ontology annotation, cellular component: small-subunit processome; Noc4p-Nop14p complex; nucleolus. Gene Ontology annotation, biological process: maturation of SSU-rRNA. Lineage: Eukaryota; Apicomplexa; Conoidasida; Eucoccidiorida; Eimeriidae. The annotation marks the transcript as partial.
UCGUUUAGACGUGAAGUCUUCCCAGGCCUUUCCAGAUCCAGAUGCACCCGAAGCAGCAGCAGCAGCAGCAGCAGCAGCAGCAGCAGCAGCAGCAGCAGCAGCAGAAGGGGAUUUGCUGAUGCAUAAAGGGAAGCCAAUUGCUGCUAUGGGCGAUGAUGAGCUGAGGGCUUCUGCUGCUGCUCUUGUGGCUCAGAAGGCAGCAGCAGAAGAAGCAGGACUUGACCAGCAAAUGUUGGAGGGUGACCUGCUGUUCUCUGGGGGCCCCUCGGGGGCCCCCAAAAGCCGUCAAGAAAUUUUGAGGGAAAUAAUAACAAAAAGCAAAGAUGCCAAAGCCCAGCACGCGAGGGAAGUGGAGGAGCAGCAGCAGCUGCUGCAGCAGCUCGAAUUGCAAUUUGCUGCUGUCCGCGAAGACUUGCCUUUUGUGGCGCCCAAGCAGAAAGAGCCGAGCCUUGGAGAACUGCUGGCCAAAUAUGCGAAGGGAGAAGAGCAGCAAGAUGGCAAGCAGCAGCAGAAGCAGCAGCAGCAGCAGCAGCAGCAGCAGAAGCAGCAAAAGAAAGAGCCGUCACUACUUGCCUUUCUCAGCAGCAGCAGCAGCAGCAGCAGCAACAGCAGCAGCGUCGGUGAGGGCCCGUUGCUGCUGGACUCAAGCGAGAAGAGCAGCAGCGAGGGCGCAGCAGCAGCAGCAGCAGGAAAGGGUUCUGGCGCUGCAGCAGCAGCAGCAGCUGCUGCUGCUGCUUCUGGCGAGGGCCUGAUGCCUGCAGCAGCAGCAGCAGCAGCAGCAGCUUAUGACCGCGCAGCAGCUUUGCUGCGCUUUGAGCCUCGUGUUGCAGCAGGAGAAAAGCUGCUGACAGAAGAAGAGCUGCAGCAGCGAGCCAAGAAGAAGCUGCUGCAGCAGCAAAAGAAGCAGCAGCAGCUGCUGCAGCAGGAGCAGCAGCAAGAGGAAGAGGAACUGAGGAAAGAAGAAGAAAGCUUUUGGAACGGAGCAGCAGAUGCUGAGGCUUCAGGCAGCAGCAGCAGCAGCAGCAGCAGCAGCAGCAGCGAUGGCAGCAGCAGCGACGGCAGCAGCAGCGAUGGCAGCAGCAGCGACGGCAGCAGCAGCGACGGCAGCAGCAGCGACGGCAGCAGCAGCGAAGAAGAAGACGAGGAGCUGCAGCAGCUGCUGCAGCAAGAUGAAGAUGAUGAGGUAUCUGACACUGCAGCAGCAGCAGCAGCAGCAGCAGCAGCAGCAGAAGAGAGAGCAGCAGCAGCAGCAGCAGCAGCAGCAGAAGAGGCAGCAGCAGAAGAAGCAGAAGAAACAGAAGCAGAAAGUGAAGACAAAGAUGGCGAGCCAGCAGCAGCAGCAGCAGAGCCCGCAGCAGCAGCAGCAGCAACAGCAGCAGCAGCAGCCACAGCAGCAGCAGCAGGAAAGGCCGAGGUGGACUCAGACAGCGGCACCAGCGCAGCCCCAACCGCAGCAGCAGCAGCAGCAGCAGCAGCAGCAGCUGCUGCUGCUGCUGCUGCUGCUGCUGACAGCGAAGAUGAGGAACUUACGGAAGAGCAGCAGCAGCAGCAGCAGCUGCUGCUGAACGAACCCCACGAGCUGCUGCUGCCUUACAAACCCUUGCUGCCGAAAGCAGCUGUCGAUACACCUGAGAUCUUCGCCCCCUGGAAACCCUCGUCGCAGGCCAAGCUGCUGCACCGCUAUUUAAUUAUUUACCCCCCAAGUGACCCAAAAUGGGCCCCACAGAUGCAGCAGCUAACGGAGGGGCUGCUGCUGCACCUCGUGCUGCAGUCGCGCAGCAACUUUACCCAGGGUGGCGGUACCCCGUUCUUUGAGCUGUGGCAGCAGCUGCAUCCUCCGCUGCUGCUGCUGCUGCAGCACUCGGCAGCAGCAGCAGCAGCAGCAGCAUUUUUCAAGCCCUUGCUGCUGCAAAUGGCUGCCCGUGUUGCUCCCGGGGACGAGGAAGUGCAGCAGCACCUUAGAACUCACAUUGCUGCUGCUGCAGCAGCAAAAGGAGCAGCAGCAAAAGCAGCAAAAGCAGCAGAGAAGGCUGAAGGAACAGAUGAGCUGCUGCAGCUGCUGCAGCCGCAGCUGCCGCAGCAGCUGCAGCAGCAGCAAACGGAAGCCACCACAAACAGGUGCAUCCUGACUGCUACAGAUGUUGCUGUGCUGCAGCUGCUGUUCUGCUGCUACCCACUGCAGCAGCAGCGGCAGCAGCGGCUGCUGCAGCUGGGAUUUGUUGUGCUCGAAGCAGCAGCAGCAGCAGCAGCAGCAGCGCAGCACGCUGACGUCGUUCCCGUUUGCCCACCUCGCCUGCGUUUGCUGCUGCGGCGCAAUGAGCUGCAGCAGCAGCAAAUCCGCGCGCAGCUGCAGCAGCAGCAGCAGCAGCAGCAGCUGGAGCAGGAGCUGCUGCAGCUGCAGCAGAAGCAGCAGCAGCUGCUCAAACAGCUGACAAUCCCGCGACUGCCACUGACACGCAGCGGCAUUGCAGCAGCAGCAGCAGCAGCAGCAGCAGACUCGCUGCUGCAGCAGGAAUCCGCCCCCAUCAGCAGCAGCAAAGAAACAUUUGCUGCUCUGCCCCCUACCCUUCCACCUGCUGCUGCUCCUCUUGCUGCUCAGCUGCUGCUGCUGCAGCGCCAGGCUACUGCAGCAGCAGCACAAGAAGGUUGCUUCUUCCCAUCAGCCUUCAGCCUUGCUGCUGCGCUGCUGCACACAGCAGCAGCGCAGCUGCUGCUGCUGUCCAGGCAGCAGCAGCAGCAGCAGCAGCCCCAAGAACAGCAGCAGCAAGAACAGCAGCAGCAAGAAGAAGAAGAGCUGCAGCCAGAUCUCGAGGACGCUGUUCUGCACAUUCUGCAGCAGCAGCAGCAGCAGCAGCAGCAGCAGCAGCAGCAGCAACAGCAGUGGGAAGGCUGGGCAGAUUUCGGCUGUUCCGUAGCUGCAACGGCUCUGGCGAUGUUGCAAACCCUCCGCUCACAAACCCUAGCAGUGUACGUGCCGGUGAUGCAGCAGCUGCUGCCAGCCCUCCCGCUGCUGCAGGGUUUGCUGCUGCAAGCUGCUGCUGCUGCUGCUGCACCAGCAGCAGGUGCAGCGGCUUCAGCAGCAGCAGCAGCUGCAGCAGCAGCAGCAGCAGCAGACGAAGAAGAAGACGAGGAGUCUGCGGAAGGCUCUUCAUCCUCUGCAGCAGCAGCUAAAGCAGCAGCAGCAGCAGCAGCAGCAGCAGCAGGGGGCAGGGCUUGCUGCUGCUUCCUGCUGCAGCUGCGGCGGCUGUGGCGCUGCGCCUUUGAAGCAGCAAGCAGCAGCUUGUGUCCCCUCAGCAUUCAGCAGGGCAACAAGAAGGCGGGGCUGCAGCUGCUAACUCCGCGGUACUAUGACCCCAAGAGCCUCGGGGGUUUGCGCAGCAGCAGCAGCAGCAGCAGCAACUUGCUGCAGCGGGAGCUGCUGCAGCAGCACCGGGAGAAGCGGCUGUACAAGCAGCAGCGGCGCAACGCAGCAGCAGCAGUGCGCGCGUCAGCUGCUGCUGCUGCUGCUGCUGCUGCAGCAACAGCAGCAGCAAGAAAGGCAGCAAUUAACGCCACCACAAACCGCUUCCUCAGGAUACUUGAACAAGACACGGUCGAGUACAAAAAGAUGAAAACCAUUGGAGGCGGCAUGGACACUUCGCUGCAGAAGUACAGACCCUCUAAAGAGAAGAAGAAAAGAAGACUGGCGGGAAACAAAACAGAUUCCUAA